GAAGUUCCUUCCAUGUCUGAUACCCGCGGGUAUCACUUCUCUUGAUCUCUUACUUUAUCAGCUAACAAAUUCGUCGAAAAGUGAAGCUCUCUUUAGUUCCUCCUUCUUCUGUCUGGCCCGAGCAUCAAGACCAGGAAGCCAUCCCUCGGCCAUCACGGGGCUGAUCAACUGAGUGAUACGCUGAUUAUUCCUCCGAAACCUAAAUUCAACAUGGAAAAGCUGCCAAAUGAGAUUCUACUACUUAUUGGGGAAGAGAACAUGCAAAGCUUCAAUCAAAAUGAUUACAUGCCUCUGCUUCUCGUGUGUAAGCGCUGGCGUUCGUUGUUUCUUUCUCGCGCCUACCACGUGAUCAGCUUGAAUGAGAAGCAAAUAGAGCCUUUCUUGACCACAGUCCAUGGUAACCCAUCUAUUGCUAUACCCAACGUCGCUCUGAAUAUCACAGCGUCAAGUGCCGAUUUUGAGGUUACAAGGAAUGAUAUCUCUAGCAUCGGCAGCCGUGUUGCAGAGAUCAGCCAGUCACCAAAAGAAACUACGGAAUGGGAAGGGGAGUUGGUUAGAGGCAGUUGUGAUGCAUGGAUUGCUGUUCUUCUGACAUAUUUGCCAAAUCUUUCUAGUUUGCACGUGGAGCCCGCAUGGUGUGUUGGCAAAUUUAUUCGCAGUAUCGUGUUACGGGCAGCAGCAGGAGAGGCAGCCUUCACAUCUAUAUUGCAGGAGCUCUGUGGUUUUAUUACUAUAAUCGGUUCAUCCGGCCUGUGGCUACCAUCCCAGGCGAGCGAUUACCUACCUUUGUUUAAUCUCCCAUCUAUGAGACAGGUCACACUGUGGUGCGGAUUGAUGGACUCAGACAACGGUGAUACAAUGCCUGGCCUUGGGUUCGAACGGGGGACUUUGCCCAUCACUGAAAUCGAGAUAAUGGGCAACGGAAGGUAUGGCAUGAGAGAACUAAUAACAGCUUGCCAGAACCUCAAAGUUUUCGAUUGGCAGCAUAACGACAUAGAAUUAAUUGGGGAGUCGUACAGGAGAUUUCGUCCCAGGGCAUUCUACAGUUCCCUUUCAACCCAAAAGCAUAGUCUGGUAGAGCUUAGGCUUCACGGCCAAUCAUUUUAUGAUAUUGGAACUGAUUUCGACGAAGAUGAUGACGGAGAGGCAGAGUCCGAGCUCGAUCCUCCUGACAAUUGGUUUGGCUCGUUAGCAGAUUUUGUGAAGUUGCAAGAGCUACGCAUGCGUGUUGUCAAUCUCCUAGACUUCCGCUCCGAGAGUUUCGAGCCAAACAAGGCUUUGAAGAAUAUCCUCCCUGGAAGCUUAGAACGUCUCUUCCUGACGGAGUGCCAUGCAGAGCAUACCGAUCGACUCCAUCAGGAGUUGAUGGAACUGUUCGCAUGCAGGACGCAGAAAUUUCCCAACCUCGGACUACUUAUCAUCGUGUGCAAAUUUCUCAAAGAAUUGGAUCCGCCCACUGCUACUCGAUGCGAAUGUGUCCCUGAUGCGCUUCAAAAGUCAUUUAUCGAGCCAAUCAAGGCAGCUGCAGAAGGUGUCGGUGUCGAUUUUGGGGCUGCUUACAAGCGAGACGUGAGUCAGCCCUAUUUAUAUGCCACGAUUUGAAGGCAAAGAGGUAGCCUCAAGCCAUCAUUCACUGUAAGGUCUUCAUUGCAUGCAUCCGCUUUUAUGUUCUCCUUGUGUUGCGGCAUGUUUUCAAAUCCUGAGAAGCUUUUCAUGGGUGGUUCUCAUUUCUGU
Molecule: messenger RNA, 1734 nt
Organism: Aspergillus aculeatinus CBS 121060
Lineage: Eukaryota; Fungi; Ascomycota; Eurotiomycetes; Eurotiales; Aspergillaceae
Product: F-box protein
Exons: 1
Coding region: 211-1602 (463 amino acids)
Source: RefSeq, a predicted model, not a curated record